Messenger RNA from Eremomyces bilateralis CBS 781.70, 284 nucleotides. RefSeq names its product UPF0057-domain-containing protein. The transcript has 4 exons. The coding region runs from base 1 to 174 and encodes 57 amino acids. Gene Ontology annotation, cellular component: membrane. Lineage: Eukaryota; Fungi; Ascomycota; Dothideomycetes; Eremomycetales; Eremomycetaceae. The record is from RefSeq and is a predicted model, not a curated record.
AUGCCGUUCACCGCAAGCGACAUCAUCAAGAUCUUCUUCGCCAUCUUCCUCCCGCCGCUAGGUGUCUUCCUUGAGCGCGGUUGCAAUGCGGACUUCUUCAUCAACAUCCUCCUCACAAUCUUGGGUUACAUCCCGGGUAUUAUCCACGCGCUGUACAUUAUUCUGAAAUUCUAAGACGGGGGGAGCGCAGGGGUGGAUGGAGUGAUGACGCCAUGGUGAUGGCAUGAGUGGACGCUAUCGUUCGUCGGGCAUAGAUGUCAAUCUUUCACGACGAUCUGGAGUCU